CGGGCGGGCGGCGGAGAGCGGCGGUGAGCGGGGCCGGGGCACCGGGCACGGGCGGGCGGCGGAGAGCGGCGAGCAGCCAUGGAGGUGAUGAACAUGAUGGAGCAGCCCAUCAAGGUGACGGAGUGGCAGCAGACCUACACCUACGACUCCGGAAUCCACUCCGGCGUCAACACGCAGGUGCCCUCCGUCAGCAGCAAGUGCCUCGGGGAUGAUGAUGAGGUGUAUGGGAAGCAGUACACCAUCAAGAAGACAACCACCACGAGUUACUGCCAGGGAGGGAGCCAGGCCCAGAGCCAAGCGCAAGCAGACAUGGAGGCUCAGCUGGCCAUGACCCGUGCCCAGCGUGUCCGGGCCGCCAUGUACCCCGAGACGGUGGAGGACCGCUCACUUCUCAUCACCACCCAGCUGGAGGGGCAGCAGACCAAUGUGCAGCGCCUGGCAGAGCCCUCCCAGAUGCUGAAGUCAGCCAUCGUGCACCUUAUCAACUACCAGGAUGACGCCGAGCUGGCCACACGUGCCAUCCCAGAGCUCACCAAGCUGCUCAAUGAUGAGGACCCGGUGGUUGUCAGCAAGGCAGCCAUGAUCGUCAACCAGCUCUCCAAGAAGGAGGCGUCGCGCCGCGCGCUGAUGCAGUCGCCGCAGAUCGUGGCGGCCGUGGUCCGCACCAUGCAGAGCACCAGCGACCUGGACACCGCCCGCUGCACCACCAGCAUCCUGCACAACCUCUCGCACCACCGCGAGGGCCUGCUCUCCAUCUUCAAGUCUGGUGGCAUCCCGGCCCUCGUCAGGAUGCUGAGCUCACCCGUCGAGUCCGUUCUCUUCUACGCCAUCACCACCCUGCACAACCUGCUGCUGUACCAGGAGGGGGCCAAGAUGGCCGUGCGUUUGGCCGACGGGCUGCAGAAGAUGGUUCCCCUGCUGAACAAGAACAACCCCAAGUUCCUGGCCAUCACCACUGACUGCCUCCAGCUCCUGGCUUAUGGGAACCAGGAAAGCAAGCUGAUUAUUUUGGCCAACGGAGGACCCCAGGCCCUGGUGCAGAUCAUGCGCAGCUACAACUACGAGAAGCUGCUCUGGACCACGAGCCGCGUGCUCAAGGUGCUGUCGGUGUGUCCCAGCAACAAACCUGCCAUCGUUGAGGCUGGUGGCAUGCAGGCACUGGGCAAGCACCUGACCAGCUCCAGCCCCAGGUUGGUCCAGAACUGCCUGUGGACCCUGAGGAACCUUUCUGACGUGGCAACCAAACAGGAGGGCCUGGACGGCGUCCUCAAGAUCCUGGUGAACCAGCUGAGCUCUGAUGACGUGAAUGUGCUGACCUGUGCCACUGGCACCCUCUCCAACCUGACCUGCAACAACAGCAAGAACAAGACACUGGUGACGCAGUCAAACGGGGUGGAGGCCCUGAUCCACACCAUUCUGCGGGCGGGUGACAAGGAGGACAUCACCGAGCCGGCCGUCUGCGCCCUGCGGCACCUCACCAGCCGGCACCCCGAGGCCGAGAUGGCCCAGAACUCGGUGCGCCUCAACUACGGCAUCCCCGCCAUUGUCAAGCUCCUCAACCAGCCCAACCAGUGGCCACUGGUUAAGGCUACCAUAGGCCUGAUCCGCAACCUGGCCCUGUGUCCGGCCAACCACGCCCCGCUGCAGGAGGCCGCCGUCAUCCCCCGCCUGGUCCAGCUGCUGGUCAAGGCUCACCAGGACGCCCAGCGACACGCGGCCGCUGGCACACAACAGCCCUACACGGAUGGAGUGAAGAUGGAAGAGAUUGUGGAGGGUUGCACGGGUGCACUGCACAUCCUGGCCCGGGACCCCAUGAACCGCAUGGAGAUCUUCCGCCUCAACACCAUCCCUCUCUUCGUGCAGCUCCUGUACUCGCCGGUGGAGAACAUCCAGCGCGUGGCAGCCGGCGUGCUGUGCGAGCUGGCCCAGGACAAGGAGGCAGCAGAUGCCAUCGAUGCCGAGGGGGCCUCGGCUCCCCUGAUGGAGCUGCUGCACUCCCGGAAUGAGGGGACAGCCACCUACGCGGCCGCCGUGCUCUUCCGCAUCUCGGAGGACAAGAAUCCUGACUACAGGAAACGUGUCUCCGUGGAGCUCACCAACUCCCUCUUCAAGCAUGACCCGGCAGCCUGGGAAGCGGCUCAGAGCAUGAUCCCCAUCAACGAGCCCUACUCAGAUGAGCUGGACCCUGGUUACCGCCCCAUGUACUCGGGUGACAUCCCCCUGGACCCCAUGGACAUGCACAUGGACAUGGACGGGGACUACCCCAUGGAUGCCUACAGCGACGGCGUCCGAGCGCCCUUCGCUGACCACAUGCUCGCCUAACCCGCCCGCAGCCCCACACCAGGUGUUCUCUCCAUGCAGAAGAAGGUGGCCCCAGAGCUGAGCAUUCGUGAGAAGGACUUGGGAGACAGAAGUGCCUGAGAAGACAAAACUUUUCCAUUCCCACGAGAGGUUUUAUUUUUCGAUUUGUUUUCUUCGCUGUGGGUCUGUGGAGAAGGUCCUUCCUCCUGGGACUGCUUCGAGCACCUACUGCCACAUCCAGCAUCCAAGAUACUGUUUCUGAAGCUUUAAAACACAAACCUUGCACCGUUAGUGAUCUUUCAUUGGCAAAAUAGUCUUUUCUAUGAAUAUAUAUUUCUUUUUUAUUUUUAAUAUGGUGCCAACGGCUUUUGCCGUCUUUAAGUUUGUGCUUUCUAACUUCCCCACGAUUUGUUCUGCGUGUUAGUGUUCUAGGAGAGGAAUCUGACAUGGAAAAACCCUUUGCUUCCUGCAAACUCCAACUGAAUCAGGCCAAUCCAGAGUUUGCUGAAAACAAAGGGUCCAUGUCUCAGGACCUUCGGGGUGUCUGAGGUUUAAUUCUUUCCCAUCAGCCGCUGGGAGCUGACUUUGUGUCCCUGUCCUGCCAGUCCCCAUAGAGGAGUGAUUCCAGCAUUAGGAACUGUGUCCUUGUACUGAUCUUUGUUGCACAUUUUAACCCAUUUCCCUUCUCUUUGGUGAGUGGUGUGUUUCCGUCCCCUCCUCCCUUAUCUAACGCAUUUUUUAAAAGAGGCUUUAGAUCUGAUGGUGGUUUAACACUCCGGCUGGAAAGGGAUGGACAGUUACUGGAGUGUGGGUCAGGAAUGGAAGAUUUUAUUAUUUCUGUAAGUUGUUUUUGUAUAGACCAAAGCAAAGAAUAAAGUAACCCCUGCAGCCCCGUGCUGCCCUGA
This is a messenger RNA of Vidua macroura (Pin-tailed whydah), 3206 nucleotides long. It is a transcript of the gene JUP, whose product is annotated as junction plakoglobin. The coding region runs from base 79 to 2322 and encodes 747 amino acids. Gene Ontology annotation, molecular function: cadherin binding; protein phosphatase binding; alpha-catenin binding. Lineage: Eukaryota; Metazoa; Chordata; Aves; Passeriformes; Viduidae. The transcript has 15 exons. The record is from RefSeq and is a predicted model, not a curated record. Gene Ontology annotation, cellular component: catenin complex; adherens junction. Gene Ontology annotation, biological process: positive regulation of transcription by RNA polymerase II; cell adhesion.